Molecule: messenger RNA, 1131 nt
Organism: Arachis duranensis
Lineage: Eukaryota; Viridiplantae; Streptophyta; Magnoliopsida; Fabales; Fabaceae
Exons: 2
Coding region: 81-1001 (306 amino acids)
Source: RefSeq, a predicted model, not a curated record
CCAAAAUCAAUUUUAUAUAUAGAUAGAUGUAUAUGCACCACAAUUAAGAUUCAGUGUUCAUUGUUUUCUCUAGGUUGGAUAUGGCUAGGGUUCCGAUUCCGGCGAGGUUUGAGAGAGUGGCUGCGGCCUUUGACGCUGACGUGGCGGCGCGCAUGGGGCUCUGCGAGAGCAGCGGGAGCGAGCACUCUCUGGUGAGUUCCAUUGAUUUGUCUGAUAUGGUGAAGUCCUUCUUGGAGAGGAAUGGUGAAGAGAAGGAUCAUGGCGAAAUGGGUGAUGAAGAAGAGAAGGUUCAAACAUCAUCGCAGCUCUCCUAUUGUGAGAAAAGGGAUAUGUUGCAAGCUCUUCUUGCUUGUGGCGAUUAUGAAAGGGACAUGAUUAGAAGAGAGGCUGAGAUUGCUUGUGCAGUUGUUGGGGUCACUUCUUCCACGGAUUUCAAACGCAAAUUGAUGUCUCGCUUGAGGAAAAAUGGUUUGGAUGCUGGGCUUUGCAAAUCCCGGUGGGAGAAAACUGGAAGAUUAAAAUCUGGUGACUAUGAGUACAUUGAUGUCAAUUUCUCAGGAGAGCGAUACAUAGUUGAAGUCUUCCUUGCAUCUGAGUUCGAAAUUGCCCGCCCAACCAUUCAAUAUUCGUCCUUGCUACAAGUUUUCCCACAAAUAUUUGUUGGAACAGUGGAAGAACUGAAGCAAGUUGUGAAGCUUAUGUGCAGUGCCAUAAAGGGAUCCAUGAAAACAAGGGACCUGCAUAUUCCUCCAUGGAGAAGAAAUGUGUACAUGCAAGCCAAGUGGUUCAGCUCUUACAAGAGAACAACAAAUGUUGUUUCAACUAGAAAUGCAUCAUCAACUUUGUCUUCAGGGUCUCUUGUAACUCCUUUAAGACCCAUUAGAUUUGAAGCAAGGCCCGUGAAAGCACAAAAUUGUAAGGUAGAUUAUUAUGUCAAUAAAACUGGAUUCAGAAUCAGCCAUUUGACAGCUGCACUUAAUUCCGAUGCCCUUGGGAUGUAAUCAUAAAUAAAUCAGCUUCUAUGAAUUUUUGUCAUGUACUUAUUUUAGUUAACCAGAGUUGAUAUCCAUUGUUUUUCUAAAAAAAAAUACUUUAGGCCAGGGCAUAAAAAGUGCACAACAAACUUCUUAU